AUGCGCUUUGAAUUCCCCUACGAGGACAUCAUGCUGAUUAGAGACUAUAACAUACCCGAACCCGAGGAAGGACCUGAACCAGGAUCUCGGUGGACUCUUGUAUUUGAUGGAGCUUCUAAAUCUAAUGAAAAUGGCAUUGGGGAAAUAAUCACCUCCCUAUCUAGAUUUCAUCUACCCUUCACUGUAAUGUUGUGUUUAGAAUAUACCAACAACAUGGCAGAAUACGAGGGCUGUAUCUUUAGCAUUGAAGCUGCAAUUGAUCUUAGGAUCAAAAUUCUCGAAGUUUACGGAGAUUCAGCCUUGGUUAUUAGCAAAGUCAAAGGAGAUUGGGAAGCUCAAGAUCAUAAGCUCAUUCUUUACAAAGAACAUAUCUUGAAGCUAAUCCCAUACUUUGACGAUAUCACAUUCCAUCACAUCCCCGGAGAGGAAAAUCAGCUUGUUGACACCCUGUAA
Molecule: messenger RNA, 453 nt
Organism: Lathyrus oleraceus (garden pea)
Lineage: Eukaryota; Viridiplantae; Streptophyta; Magnoliopsida; Fabales; Fabaceae
Exons: 1
Coding region: 1-453 (150 amino acids)
Molecular function (GO): nucleic acid binding; RNA-DNA hybrid ribonuclease activity
Source: RefSeq, a predicted model, not a curated record